UCUCUCUCUCUCUUUCUUCAAUCCCGAUUCUGAUCUCUCAUUUAAAUACCUUUCUCUUUCCUUCGAUUCUCUUCUCCUUAACGAUCGAAUUUUGAAUCCUCCGAUGGAUGACGGUGUAGGAGUGAGAGCAGGAUGCAUCCGGAUCAGAUGUCCGUCGCCACGGAGAAUCGUGUCUCGAUGGCUCUCCCCACAGGGGAAGGUCAAAGGAAAAAAGACACCUAUGGCGGAACCAAGGGUGAGAGACUCUGACACGGUGAGGAUCAGAACUUCCUCGGAGGAUGAUCAUCAUAGAGUUGGCCAAUUUUCAGAUUCGCCGCCACCAACGAUCCCUUCCGAAUUGCAAAGAAGGGAAUUUUUGUUCAGCAUUGGCAUGAGUUGUUAUUUGAUACAUUUGAUUGCUACUGGUAGACAAGAGAUUCACAAGAUCGUUGAGCUACGUAACGAUUUAGACAAGUUUUUGGAAUGUCGAAACGAAGAACUGAGGCAAAAACAGCAAGAGUUUGUCGAGUUACGUAACGAUAUACACAAGUUUUUAGAGUUUCACAACAAUGAAUUGAGGCGAAAACAGCUAGAGAAAACUGAAACCUCUGCGUAUUCCGCCACAAGUGAUGUUGUUGAUGGCCCUGAAUCGUCUACUGAUCACUAUUACUCUCCACAGAUCAUACAGACAUCUAUGAGUGUUGGAGGUGAAGGGUCGUUGUCACAUUACGUAUAUAAGCUAGAGAAUGAUUCUGGAGGUGAGAUGGAUCAGCUUGAAGCUGAACUUGAAGCUGAGUUUGAGCUUCUUCAGAUUGGUCAUAACCAGGAGGUUAGUGAAGAUGCAGAAGGAUUAAGAUUGGGACAUGUGUGUCCAGGACUAGUGGAGGAACAACAAGGAGUGUGUCCGUAUGAGCUGGAGAGAAGACUAUACGAGCUCAUGGAGACAAGACAACAAGAGGAGAUAAAGGAGUUAGAGAUUGCAUUGGAUGAUGCUAAACAAAGACUUCAUUUGAAAGAGACAGAAGCUUCUUGGUGGAAAGACACUGCUUAUAUAGUCUCUGAACGUAUUCCAGAACCUUCUAGAAUCACUCACAGCUCUCGAACUCAUCCUUACCCUCUCUCAAGGUGAGAAUUUGGUGUUUCAUAUUUCAUUACAAAAUGUAAAAAACAGAGUAUGUAACUUUUGUGAAAAUGCAACAUGUUUAUUAAUGGAUUUUCUCAAUUCAUUCCAAUGUAAUCAGUAGAGAGAUAUGAGUACCAAUUUGGUCAUGACAUCAUAAAAGCAUAGAGCUUAGUAACUUCUUCCCCAGUAGCUCCACUUCUUGGCUGGCUUUCCUGAUGCAAAGCAUAGAGUCUCUUCUCCUAGUUCAGGCUGCUCAAGAGGAGUACAUAGAGUCUUAGCUCCUCCUCCUCCUCC
Arabidopsis thaliana (thale cress) is the source of this 1396-nucleotide messenger RNA. RefSeq names its product myosin heavy chain-like protein. Gene Ontology annotation, cellular component: cytoplasm; cell cortex. The record is from RefSeq and is marked reviewed. The transcript is spliced from 2 exons. Lineage: Eukaryota; Viridiplantae; Streptophyta; Magnoliopsida; Brassicales; Brassicaceae. Bases 104 to 1108 code for a protein of 334 amino acids. Gene Ontology annotation, biological process: asymmetric cell division.